Drosophila ananassae is the source of this 669-nucleotide messenger RNA. Its product is annotated as lipopolysaccharide-induced tumor necrosis factor-alpha factor. Gene Ontology annotation, molecular function: zinc ion binding. The record is from RefSeq and is a predicted model, not a curated record. The transcript is spliced from 2 exons. NCBI's taxonomy places the organism in Eukaryota, Metazoa, Arthropoda, Insecta, Diptera, Drosophilidae. The coding region runs from base 1 to 429 and encodes 142 amino acids.
AUGGAGCGUGUCUAUCCGGCUACACCUUUGGAAGCGCCCAAGGGAUCCGGAGAGGUGGAGUCACCUCCGGAACACCAGCAGCUCUUGACACCGCCCGCUCCACCGAGUUACGAUCAAGCAACAGGCACACCGGCAGAGACAACGGGGCCUGCUCCCACAACAACCACCACCCAUCACACAGUGGUGGUGGUGCCCAGUUCGCCUUACGGCCCGGAGCCCAUGGACGUUCAGUGCCCUCACUGCCACAACUACGCCCGGACCCGGAUCUCCUACAAGCCCAAUUCGCGCACCCAUCUGAUUGCCCUGAUUCUGUGCCUGUUCCAGUUGUACUGCUGCGUGUGCCUCCCCUACUGCAUAUCAAGUUGCAUGAACGCGAAUCAUUACUGUGGCAUGUGCGAUCGCUAUUUGGGCACCUAUAAUCGCAAGUGAUUUGGCGGAUUUGUCGGGGUUUCUGACUCGUUUUUUCUGUUCAUUAUUAUGCGUUUGUGUUACUGAAUUAAACUAAAAGAGUCCUUUAUUAAAGUUUAAUUUAUUUUUUCCCUAGUUUGUUACAUUCAUAUCAUAUUCACUGGAAAAACUUGAAAGUAAAAGCAUUUGUUAUUUCGAAAUUGCAGACUCUACCUUGCAAUGUGAAUAAAUAAACAAGUUUAUUACUUAAUACUUAGUUAA